Tetrahymena thermophila SB210 is the source of this 261-nucleotide messenger RNA. RefSeq lists its product as hypothetical. The transcript has 2 exons. The record is from RefSeq and is a predicted model, not a curated record. Lineage: Eukaryota; Ciliophora; Oligohymenophorea; Hymenostomatida; Tetrahymenidae.
AUGGGUUGCGGCUCUUCUAAUGCUCAUGAUCCAAAGUUGAAAGACUAAGCAAAUAAAGAGAAAGUGGAUCUUAAGAAAUCAGAAAAAAAAGAUGAAAAAUAAGACAAAAAUAAAAAAGAGUAAGAAAAAAAAAUGAAAGAAAAAGAGAAAGAAAAAAAGAAAAAGAAAAAUGAAAGUGAUGAAGAAGAUAAUCUAUAAAAAGGACUUUAAGUAGCAGAAGAUUUAUAUAAUCAUAUAUCAAAAAUGAAAAUAUUAGAGUGA